Messenger RNA from Cuculus canorus (common cuckoo), 1731 nucleotides. Its product is annotated as endogenous retrovirus group K member 5 Gag polyprotein-like. Bases 1 to 1731 code for a protein of 576 amino acids. Gene Ontology annotation, molecular function: zinc ion binding; nucleic acid binding. The record is from RefSeq and is a predicted model, not a curated record. The transcript has a single exon. NCBI's taxonomy places the organism in Eukaryota, Metazoa, Chordata, Aves, Cuculiformes, Cuculidae. Gene Ontology annotation, biological process: viral process.
AUGGAAAGAGAGGUAGCAUUUGAAAUUUUACAGCGCUUUUUAGAAAAGCGGGGAGUAGGUCCGAUUAAGGACUUAGCUGGAUUACUAGCAGUUGGGAAGGCAAAAGGGUUCUUUGUAGGGCCAGAAAGUGUUUUCGAGAUAGAUGAGUGGAGGAAUUAUGGAGAUAGUUUAUGGGACUCAGUUAUAGAUGAUGAUAAAACUGCGAAAAAACUAAUGAAAUCAUGGCGGGAGGUAAUUAAUUGUAUUAAAAAAUAUCAGGCUGAAAAACGUAUAGCUGCUGCUGCCACUGCUCGCCUUGAUCGGAACAACCCAGAGGCAGGUCAACUAACAGCGGGAGGCGAUUACUUUUCACCACCACCAACUGGCAUUCCCGUGCCUGUGCGUCCGUCUAUUCACCCCCCUGAUCCUUCUGUACAGCCUUCGGCACCCCCGGAGGAAGUAUCAGAGGAUGAUGAGGAGGUUGAGUCUAUAGGAACAACCCCAGAGGUGGCUGAAAAGGAAAAAAUUGCUGUCCCAAAACGGCGAACGCAGCCGCGACUGCUACGAGUGGGUUGGAACAAUAUAGCACGAGAGGCAGUAGCACAGCAAGACUUUGAAACGUUAAGUCAGCUUGAUAUGCAUGCCUUUCCCGUUUUAUAUCAAGUAGACAAUGCGGGAGGCAUGACAGGAGUUCAUGAAACAUUGGAUUGGAAGAUAUUAAAUCAAUUAAGAAGUACAGUUAAUGAAUCUGGGGUACAUAGUGAACCUGCAAGGCAAAUGUUAAAUUAUAUUUGGGGAAGCGGUAUUUUAUGUCCUGAAGACAUAAAAAAUAUUAUGCGGCUUAUUUUAAAACAAUCUCAACAAUUAUUAUGGCAAGCACAUUGGCAAAGGUCAUGUGAAAUUUCCGCACAUAUGCCGCGUGAUCAAAAUGAUCGAUUGGCCGGAGUAACUGUAGAGCAAUUGAUGGGAAUAGGGCCUUUUGCGUCUGCAGAAAUGCAGAUGCAAACUGGUCCAGAUGUGCUCCUAGAAUCAAUGAAACUGGCCCGAGAAGCUCUACAAAAGGUUAAAACCUCCCCGUCCACACCAUCUUAUAUGUCAGUGAAACAAGGAAGGGAGGAACCAUUUGCCUCUUUUGUAGAUAGAGUAACGGAUGCAAUCAAUCGCUCUGACAUGGCAGAAUUCAUGAAGGGACCUUUGUUACGGCAAUGUGUAUUAGAAAAUUGUAAUAACUAUACUAGAAGCAUAUUAAUUACACUGCCCCUAGAUGCUAGCAUAGAGGUUAUGCUAGAACGGAUGAGUAGAGUGCCCGUGGGAAAUCAGGCUAUGUUAGUAGAGACCAUUAAGGAGUUAGGGGAAAACCUGAUUAAAGCUCAGGAACAGGUUUUCGCUGCGCUGGCCCCAUUGAAGCCGCCAGAUGGACCUCAGAAUACUACACCCAGAAGACGUGACCUUAAAUGUUUUCGUUGUGGACGCACUGGACAUAUGCGUCGACAGUGCCGAGAAGCCAACGUAUGGUGUCCAAACUGCCAGAUGAAUAAUCAUAGUACAGAGGCAUGUCAUCGGUCGGGAAACUGGAAGAUGAGCGCCAAGAGCCGCCGCGCGCCGACCCCAACUGCGGCUCAAACUGCUGCAGCCACCCUUCCUCAAUGUGCCGUGGUGAGCCAGCACCAACCACGAAGCAACUUCAGCCAGCAAGCAGAUUACAACCAGCCACAAGAGGGAGUCUCGGAUUGGAUUUGGCAACAACAAUAG